Messenger RNA from Chaetomium strumarium, 1405 nucleotides. Its product is annotated as NADP-dependent oxidoreductase domain-containing protein. Gene Ontology annotation, molecular function: oxidoreductase activity. The coding region runs from base 190 to 1074 and encodes 294 amino acids. The transcript has 4 exons. NCBI's taxonomy places the organism in Eukaryota, Fungi, Ascomycota, Sordariomycetes, Sordariales, Chaetomiaceae. The record is from RefSeq and is a predicted model, not a curated record.
AAAAAGGGGUCAAACACCGGAACCCCGCCAAGACUCCUACAUACAAAACCCGGUAAUCCCGAUCGCCGUUUACUGAGCUCAGAAGCUGCUUUCCCUGAUAAGGUCUCAACCUCUCCACUGUCAAGAAACAGACAUUCCGCUUCAGACGUCUUAAGUUCCGAGCAGAUUGCAACACCUGAAACAUCCAACAUGGGCCGACUCACCAUCAACAGCACCAUCAAGUUGGCCAGCGGAUAUGAGAUCCCCCAGCUAGGAUUUGGUGUUUACCAGACACCGCCCAAGGACACGGCCAAAUGUGUGGCAGAGGCCUUCAAAGUGGGCUAUCGUCAUAUUGACUCGGCGGCCUUCUACCGCAACGAAGGCGCCUGCGGCGAGGCCAUGCGGGCAACCGCGUGGUCGAUCCCGCGCGACCAGAUCUUCUUCACAUCCAAGGUGCCGCCCAACAAGAUGGGCUACGAGGGCACCAAGGCGCAGGUGGACGAGUCUCUCGCCAAGUCUGGGCUGGACUACAUCGAUCUGAUGCUGCUGCACGCGCCCUACGGCGGCUCCGCCCGGCGCAAGGGCUCCUGGAAGGCCCUCGUCGAAGCCGUCGAGGCCGGCAAGGUGCGCAGCAUCGGCGUGAGCAACUACGGCGUGCACCACCUCGACGAGCUGGAGCAGCACAUCGCCGAGCUCGAGAGGGAACGCGGCGGGGGGAAGGGCAAGGGCGGCGUCAUCAGCGUGGGGCAGUGGGAGAUCCACCCGUGGUGUGCGCGGAGGGACAUUGUUGCGUGGUGUGCCCAACGGGGCGUUGCUGUGGAAGCGUACAGCCCGUUGGUCCGCGGGCAGCGGUUCGGGGAGCCGGUUCUCAAGAGGCUGGCGGAGAAGUAUGGGAAGAGCGAGGCGCAGGUCUUGGUCCGGUGGAGUCUGCAGAAGGGGUUCAUCCCGCUGCCCAAGAGCGUCAAUCCGGACCGUAUUCGGUCGAAUGCGGACGUCUACGACUUUGAGAUUGCGCCGGAGGAGAUGGACGAGCUGGAGACGGACGAGUACUCGUAUGUGGCGUGGGACCCGACUACUGCGUCGUUGGAUGAAUGAGUUUCUAUAAUGGAGCACCGGGUGGUUCCACGGUCCAGUGGAAGCGAGGGGGUCUACUAGCUGUUCAGUAUUGGUGGUCUGUUGUAAUGACCGAUAAUGUAAGAAUUGAAGGCGCUGCGCAACUUGUCUAGGACGUCUAGUACUACUACUAGUACUUACAGUACUAGUACAGUAAAUCCCACUUCGUCGACCUCCAAAGAUAUCCCACGGCAGAAAUAGCACAAAGACGAACAACGUGUGAAAGUAGGUGGGUCUUCCUCCACAGCACUCAUGCCACAUCCACAUCCAGACCAGUCCUCGCAAACAGCACCCUCAGCGGCACUAACUCAUC